AUGUCAAGAAAAAGUAAAGAAAAAGUGACUAAAGAUGAUGAGCUUCUCAAAAACAUGAAAAAUUAUAGACGUAACCUAAUUUCUUUUAGUGAUUUGUUGGGAAGCGGUCGAUCCGGUGAUGUUUUUGCAGCCAAGUUUCAUGAAAAAAUAGGCGCUCUUAAAAUGGUUGACUUGUAUAAAAAUGAAUCUUUUGCGGAGUUAGGAAAUAAUGUUACAAAAGAAGAGAAGAAGUUGGCUAUUUUGGGCUUACAAGAAAUACAUGCAAGAGUGGUAAGGCAUGGAGAUGUCAGAUUAGAGAACAUAAUGGUAAAGAGAGAUGAAUUGGUGGGAUACAAUAAUUAG
Diversispora eburnea is the source of this 342-nucleotide messenger RNA. The record is from the annotation of a GenBank genome assembly. NCBI's taxonomy places the organism in Eukaryota, Fungi, Glomeromycota, Glomeromycetes, Diversisporales, Diversisporaceae.